This is a messenger RNA of Dermacentor silvarum, 1521 nucleotides long. Its product is annotated as carotenoid isomerooxygenase. Gene Ontology annotation, biological process: retinal metabolic process; carotene catabolic process. The record is from RefSeq and is a predicted model, not a curated record. Gene Ontology annotation, molecular function: beta-carotene 15,15'-dioxygenase activity; carotenoid dioxygenase activity. The transcript has a single exon. The coding region runs from base 1 to 1521 and encodes 506 amino acids. NCBI's taxonomy places the organism in Eukaryota, Metazoa, Arthropoda, Arachnida, Ixodida, Ixodidae.
AUGGCAGCAAGCCAGGAAACGUCAUCGGCUCCCACCAUCGAUGCGAAAAAGUUUUACCGCCGAUCGUGCACGCCCGAAGUUUCGGAGCCGGUCACGGGCAUGCUACUGGGGGACCUACCAGCGUGGCUUCAAGGUAGGCUUUUACGGAACGGUCCGGGAUUGUCUUCGUUUGGCCCCGACCACUACAACCACGCAUUCGACUGCCCCGCUCUGUUGAGGGAGUUCAGCAUCGAGAAUGGUCGAGUGCUUUACCAGAACCGCUUCCUGCGAAGCAAAGCGUACGUGCGCAACCGGAGGGCAAACAGAAUCGUUGUUUCCGAGUUCGGAACCGUGGCGCAUCCUGACCCUUGUGCCACCGUAUUCGAGCGGCUGGCGUCCUACUUCUACCCGGACUUGUCGGACAACGCUAUGGUGAACGUGAUCCUACUGGGCGACGAGGUGUACGCCAUGACGGAGACACCUGAUAUGAUUCGAGUCGACCCUGAGACGUUGGAGACUCUGGAGAAGAAAAGCUUGAGUAAAAUGGUGGCUGUGCACAGUGCCACCUCUCACCCCCUUUUAGACCCUGACGAUGGCGCUAUGUACAAUAUUGGUACGCAAGUAAGUACGCGUCCUUCCUUCAUGCUUGUUCAAUUUCUUCCUGGUGGAACCGAAAGCUUGGUGGACCGUGUCAGAGCCGUGGGAACGAUACCGUUGCAAUCUCGCAUAUCUGUACCGUACAUCCACAGUUUCGCAAUGACUGAAAAGUGGGUGGUAGUGCUGGAGCAGCCAACGUCCAUGCAUCUGCCUUCCAUGUUCGCGUCGAGGUACCUGGGCUACAAGGCGCUCAUGAACGCAAUGCAGUUUGAUGCUAAGAAGAACGUCCGCUUUCACGUAAUGAACAAGAAGACGGGGGAGCUUCACCCCACUGUGUUUGAGUCAACCGCAUUUUUCAUUUUCCACCACAUCAACGCCUUCGAACAGGGCGACGAACUCGUGGUCGACCUAAUAUGUUUGGAGGAUGACAGCAUCAUCCGGAGCUUCGACUACACGGUGAACACUCACAUGGCAUUCCAGUUGGGCCACUUGCGCCGCUUUUCGCUGCCUCUCAAUCGAAGCCCGGGCGAACGUGUCAUGAUUCAACCGCGGGAACUAGCCAAGGGAAAGCUGCGCGGGGAACUUCCACGAAUCAAUAACAACCGUAAUGGAAAACCAUACAAGUAUACUUACAGCCUCAGCAACGUCGAAGGCGAAGAACACAGGGCGUUCGUCUCCAAGCUUGAUGUCACUACGGGCGAUUGGCUGCACUGGGAAAGACAGGGGUGGUUCCCCUCAGAACCUGUCUUCGUAGCGCGUCCAGGUGCUGUUGAAGAGGACGAUGGUGUCAUCUUGAGCUCCCUUCUCCACGAGGACGACGAAAAGAAGCUGGCUUUGGUGGUAUUGGACGCGAAAACGCUCGAACAACUUGCCCUUGCAGAAUUUCACUGCCCAUCCUCAAUUCCAGCAGAUUUUCACGGAUGCUUUCUUGAGAAACAGGCGUAA